AGCCGUUCACCUCAUUACACCCGAACAAAGGUGCACGCUGAGCCUCAAUUGCACUUAAUUGACUUCACCCUAUUUAUACGGAAUUAUUCCAUAAAACACGGCUCAAUAUGGUGUACGCUCCGAUUCGUCGUUUCGCUAAUCUCCGUCAUGACUGUCCUGAUAUUUCUGAUUCUAUGCUACUGAACUCCAAUAAUCAAACCGAAUUUACAGGAGUUGCUGAUGUUGUUGUUGCUGGUGCUGGGAUCAUUGGGCUCUGCUACGCAAUUCACCUUAAAAACAUUUCCCCCCACUUGGAGAUAAAUGUUUUUGAAAAGAGCUCCUCACCUACGCAGAAGAUCGGAGAGUCGACACUCUCUUCUUUCUCGAGAUUUGUCAGUGGAGAUAUUAUUCCUCAUGACUACUUUCUUCGUCUGUUUGGCUUGAAAGAUGGAUUGCAGUUUUAUUGUGUCGAUGAACGUGGUUUAUCGGUUACAUCAGAGGAUAUUGGAGGACUUGACCUGUCGUUUCAGCUUGAUCGACGAAUGUCUGAGUUGUUUUUGACCAUGUGGGCUCAGAAGAUAGGAAUCAACGUAUAUCAUGGUGUUGGUACUGAUUUCAAAGUAAUGCCUGAGGAUGCAUUUGCCAUAUCUGCCAAUGGUGAUAAAGACGGCGUUGCUGCCCCCAACCAAGAGAUUGGAACAGCAAUGAAUCAUUUCACGGCCCCGCAGGUCUUGCUAGACGACGCUUCGCAAUCUCUUGCGACUUCUGUGAAAGCCAAAUUAGUUUGCGAUGCAACCGGAUUUUCGAGGAGAUUGACCUCCAAGUUUGGAAAUCGAGAGACGUUUAAGGGGGGGUGGAACUGUGAUGCAUAUUGGGCAUAUUUCCAAGAGACGGACGUUAAGACAGAGGAUCGCCUUGACCAUUGGAACUAUCCAGCAACCAAGCAUAUUUGCUUUCCAGAGGGCUGGGGAUGGUUCAUCAAGCUCAUCUCUUGGGAGAAAUCGCCACUGAGUAAUCUUAUGGAUCUGAUUUCCUAUGUGAUCGACAACGCCAAGCGUAAUGUUUCUGCGCGCGACAUCCCUUCGACGACGGUUCUAUCCGAAAUGUUUGAUUGUCCUUUCGAGUUUAUAACUUCUAUUGGGUGGGCGGUUAGGAACGAUCACAAAUUCCCCGAUAAUCUUGAAGAAUAUGGGGCUACUGAAUCCGAGAGAAAAUUCACCUACUUCAAGAGGAAAUACCCAACGUUGGAGCGCCUUAUGGAUAACAGCUACGCUAUUCUCCCUAAUUACUACGGGAAGAAGACUUACUUUGUAAGAAAGUCCAUGGCUUUCCAGAGCCCAGUAGUAGCCGGGGACGGGUGGCUUGCUAUUGGAAAUUCUGCAGGUUUCACAAAUCCCCUGAUCUCACCUGGGAUCAAUGCUGGAAUUGGUGGCGCAUUCUAUGCGGCUAUGCUCACCCAAGAAAUAUUUGCUGCGCCAGAGGAGAGCUCGCGGGCGGUAAUGAAGAAAAGUGCCAACGCAUUCCAGGCUUAUCAUCACGAUUUCAUGAUGCCUCGGCUCAAUCAGAUGAAUAGGUUCUGGUACAGCAUGUUUCGAGACCACAGACUAUUUGAGGCCAUGAUUCCAUCUUUCUGGGCGGUUGGAGUCCAAGAGAUUGACCACCUUUACGGAGCUAGUUUUGUAGCUGAGGACGUCAACUGGGUUGUUGGUGCUGGAACCGCCGACUUUCAAACAUACUCCAAAGCGGUUUUAGAUGUCUUGGAGCCGACUUUUGAUGGUGUUGCUCCAACUGAGGACGCUGUGGAAAAAGUUCAGGCUCUCAGUAAGCAAUUGAGACGUCGUUUGCAUGACAGGUAUCCAGGGAAUAAGUGGGGAUGUUAUCUUCGGAAAUACGAUGAUAGUCUUCGUAUCGUACCAGGAAAGCAUGAGAGGGACAUAGGCGGUAAGUACACAUGUAUACAAUGCGUUGGAUGCAAAUAUUGGAUGCAUAAUUUCAGCGAUUUCUGCCUCAUCUGUGGGACUCCCAAGUAGAAUUAAAUAGACAGUAUUGCUUGCCGGUAGAUUAGUUGUGUUGUGUUUGCCUAAAUAAAUAUUGGAAAUAACCCAG
Pseudogymnoascus verrucosus is the source of this 2085-nucleotide messenger RNA. RefSeq lists its product as uncharacterized. NCBI's taxonomy places the organism in Eukaryota, Fungi, Ascomycota, Leotiomycetes, Thelebolales, Thelebolaceae. Gene Ontology annotation, molecular function: catalytic activity. The record is from RefSeq and is a predicted model, not a curated record. The transcript has a single exon. The coding region runs from base 108 to 2009 and encodes 633 amino acids.